Messenger RNA from Fonsecaea nubica, 921 nucleotides. RefSeq lists its product as hypothetical. Lineage: Eukaryota; Fungi; Ascomycota; Eurotiomycetes; Chaetothyriales; Herpotrichiellaceae. Gene Ontology annotation, molecular function: protein binding. Bases 1 to 921 code for a protein of 306 amino acids. The record is from RefSeq and is a predicted model, not a curated record. The transcript has 2 exons.
AUGGAUAUUGCCUACGAAAGCUUUGUCGAUUCGGAACCUUUUAAAUUCCUCGUUGGUCCAACAGCAAAACCUUUCUACAUGCAUGGCAGACUUGCUACAAAGCUGUCUGACCGCAUGGCUGCCCUGUUCGGAGGAGGCAUGAAGGAAGCACAGAAUCGAUAUGCAUUGUUGAAGGAUACGGAUGAAGAGACUUUUGUUCGCGUCAUCCAAUUUGCCUAUACAGGUGACUAUGCUGUCGCCGAGCCAAAGUCAGAUAGCGUUCCCUCCACAGCAGACAAUGACGAUGAUAUCCCUGCUCCACCAGCUGAAGAACCAGUCUCCUGUGACGACGCUCCAACCGCGGAGCCUGCUCAAAGUUUGGGCUUCUGGGGCGAGAGUUGCUCCUACAAGAAGAAAAGCAAGAAAGGCAGAAAGAAUAACGCCUUCUAUUCAGAAACCUUCGAAGACACUGGUUCUCCAAACCCCUUCGAAAAUGGGAGGUCAAAGGGUGAAAAGGCGUGGGACUCUUUCAAGACCAAAGCACACUUAAAGGGGAUUAUGUGCUGGGAUCCGGAAGUCAAUGAAGACCAACAUCAGGAUUACACAUCUGUCUUCCUGUGUCACGCCAAACUCUACGUCUUUGCCGACCAGUAUUUCAUUGAGCCGCUCCAGGAACUGGUCCUACAGAAGCUCCGACUCACCUUGUCAAGAUUCAAGCUGCAUCAGCAGCGGGUCGGCGACGUUGUCGAGUUAUUGAAGUACACCUAUGCAAACACUCCGUGUCGUGACCCGAAGAUUGACCAAUUACGCGAUCUGAUCUCUGACUAUCUGGUCUGCCAUAUUGAGAAGAUUGUACACCAUGUGGAAUUCAUAAAGUUGCUUGAUAAUGGUGACGUGACGAAGGACUUCCUUCCCAAGCUGGUGGCACUACGGUUGGAUUGA